CGGCUAAGCGACGUGGGGGAGGGGAUUCGGCGUAGCGGGGCUGCGGUGGGCUCCGCUUAGUGUCGGGGGUCUUCGCGGCGGUCACCUCGGUCGGUUCCUGGCGCUUCGGUGGUCUACGGCGGCCUCUCUCGCCAGGCCGGCCGGCCGCGCUGGGACGGUGAGCUUCCCACUAGGGAAGCUCCGGAAGCUCACGUCCGGACCCGUGAGGCUGCGUCUUGCGCAGAGCACUCUGGGACUUGGAGUUCUCGACAUGGAACGCGCUGUGCCUCAUGCGGUGCCGCUGGGUCAGUUGGAAGUGUUUCAGGCCCUGCAGCGGCUGCACAUGACCAUUUUCUCCCAGAACGUCUCACCCUGCGGGAAGUUCCUAGCGGCUGGCAACAAUUACGGGCAGAUAGCCAUCUUCAGUUUGUCUGCUGCCCUGAGCUCCGAGGCCAAAGAGGAGAGUAAGAAGCCAGUGGUGACCUUCCUAGCCCACGAUGGACCCGUCUACAGCAUGGUCUCUACUGACCGGCAUCUGCUCAGUGCUGGCGACGGGGAGGUGAAGGCUUGGCUGUGGGCAGAGAUCCUCAAAAAGGGCUGUAAGGAGCUGUGGCGUCGUCAGCCCCCAUACAGGACCAGCCUGGAAGUGCCUGAGAUCAAUGCUCUGCUUCUCGUCCCCAAGGAGAAUUCCCUCAUCCUGGCUGGGGGGGACUGUCAGCUGCAUACUAUGGACCUUGAAACCGGGACCUUCACGCGGGCCCUCCGUGGCCACACAGACUACAUCCACUGCCUGGCGUUGCGGGAGCGGAGCCCCGAGGUGCUGUCGGGUGGCGAGGAUGGGGCCGUGCGGCUUUGGGACCUCCGCACAGCCAAGGAGGUCCAGACGAUCGAGGUAUACAAGCACGAGGAGUGCUCGAGGCCCCACAAUGGGCGCUGGAUCGGAUGUUUGGCAACUGACUCAGACUGGAUGGUCUGUGGAGGGGGCCCAGCGCUCACCCUCUGGCAUCUCCGUUCCUCCACGCCCACCACCGUCUUCCCCAUGCGGGCACCACAGAAGCAUGUCACCUUCUACCAGGACCUGAUUCUGUCGGCCGGCCAGGGCCGCUGUGUCAACCAGUGGCAGCUGAGCGGGGAGCUCAAGGCCCAGGUGCCCGGGUCCUCUCCAGGACUGCUCAGCCUCAGCCUCAACCAGCAGCCAGCAGCCCCUGAGUGCAAGGUCCUGACUGCUGCGGGCAACAGCUGCCGGGUGGAUGUCUUCACCAAUCUGGGCUACCGAGCCUUCUCCUUGUCCUUCUGACCCCAGUCACCCUCGCAACCUCCCCCCGGGGUGGAGCUGCGUGUUUGUUUACAAAUAAAAUGGCAGGCUUUUCCUCCAGGUGCAUUCUUCUCAAGAAAGGA
This is a messenger RNA of Talpa occidentalis (Iberian mole), 1377 nucleotides long. It is a transcript of the gene THOC6, whose product is annotated as THO complex subunit 6. NCBI's taxonomy places the organism in Eukaryota, Metazoa, Chordata, Mammalia, Eulipotyphla, Talpidae. The record is from RefSeq and is a predicted model, not a curated record. Gene Ontology annotation, biological process: mRNA export from nucleus. Gene Ontology annotation, molecular function: protein binding. Gene Ontology annotation, cellular component: THO complex; transcription export complex. Bases 251 to 1276 code for a protein of 341 amino acids. The transcript has 13 exons.